This is a messenger RNA of Glossina fuscipes, 1591 nucleotides long. Its product is annotated as LETM1 domain-containing protein 1. Lineage: Eukaryota; Metazoa; Arthropoda; Insecta; Diptera; Glossinidae. Gene Ontology annotation, cellular component: mitochondrial inner membrane. Gene Ontology annotation, biological process: intracellular monoatomic cation homeostasis. The transcript has 4 exons. The coding region runs from base 192 to 1493 and encodes 433 amino acids. Gene Ontology annotation, molecular function: ribosome binding. The record is from RefSeq and is a predicted model, not a curated record.
UACAAAUCAUUUUGAUUUGGAUAGAUUUUGUUUCGUUUACGUAAAUUAUUAAGAGUUGUGUUGUAAUUUUUUUUCGACUCGUAUUUUUGUUACUGCAAUUUUUUAUUUGAUUAUCGUAAAAGAGUUUUGCAAAAACAUAUAGUCUGCAAAUUAUUUCAAUUUUGCGGUGGCUCCAUAAGUAGCCCUAAAUAAUGAUUGUGGUGUUGCGUCUUACGCGUGUGCCCUUAAACGCUCAUCAUGAGAAUACGUUAAGACGCAGCUGUUUAGGGAACGCGUUGUGGCUGCACGCAACCUCGAGUAAAUAUGCCGAAACCGAAAAACAGAUUCCUGGACUAACAAAUCCCCCGCGAAUUCCAUCAGCUAUGGAACCCAAAGCGGAAUCACCAAAACGUAUGCUUAAGCCGGGUUUUGAGAAACAUGCAAUCAAAAGUUUGAGUACCACGGAAAAGGAGAUGGAACUUCCAUUAAAAUCUUCUUUAGACAAUGUGACCAAAAUUCGCGGGGCAUCUAAAGUGAGUGAUAAUGUUCGUGGUUACGUCUUUACCCGUUAUUUCGAUUAUGUUAGGGGUUACGAUAAAUUAUUGGAAAAGAAUUUUCCCUCAGCUAUGAAAGUGUAUCGCGUGUUUUUUGAAGGUGUUAAAGAAUUCUUUGCGGACAUGAAACGUUAUUUGAAAAUAACUCGUAUAGUAAAUUUUAAAGGUAUAAAGUCAUUGAACCGCCAAGAAUUGGAAUUAUAUAUGCAAAUGCCGAGGGAUAUGUUCAAAAUGGCGCCCACUCUUAUAUUUUCAGCCCUACCCAUGGUAGGCUACGCAGUUUUUCCUUUGGCUUUUAUGUAUCCGCGCGUACUCCUAACAUCACAUUUUUGGAAUUAUCGGCAAAAGCUGGAAUUUCAGCACAUGGAAUUUCAUAAUCGUCUUACAUAUUAUCUUCCCGUAUUUCGAUGCCUGCAAGAGAAAUUGAGAUAUAUAGAAAAACAUCCAAAACAUAAAGAAUUGUCAAUCAUCCUUGGUCAAGUGGGUAGCGGAACACAUCCCACCGUAGAACAGUUAAUGGACGUCAAAUCUAUCUUUACUGAACCGCCAUAUAACCUCGUUUCCUUAAAUCGAAAGCAUAUCAGGAUGCUUGUAAAAAUGCACCAAGCUUCAAGAGGGAUAUUUAAACGUCAUAGUUUAUAUGAGCAUGCUUUUCUGCUUCAUUAUAUGGAUCAAGCCAUAUGUCGAGAAGGGGAUGUCCAUAAUAUGAAUGAGAAAGCCCUUCGCAACGCCUGUCUUAUACGUGGCCUCAAUCCAAGUAACUUGCCUAAGGAAGAAAUGAUUUCCUGGCUUCGAGAUUGGAUUAAGGUCUCAGCAACAAUUAAAGAGGAUCAUUUAACUAUGUUUCUCCAUUUGCCAAUAUUUCUAGCGUAUAAUCAUCCCAAUAACUGGCGAGUUGUAUAUGGUGGUGAUCAAACAUUCGAUACAAUGCCUUCAUCGGAAGAUAAAAGGAAACAUUGAUUACCAUCCGGAUCAAUCUUUUAAGUUGGUUACUAUGCUAAAGGUCUGAAUAAGAAGUUAUCUUAAAGAUUAUUCCUAUUUCUUUUUUGACAUAAAAU